AGAAGAGGAAGCAGAAGAAGCAGAAGAAAAGGGAAAAAGUGCUGUUUGUAUUUGUGUUAAACAGGAAAGAUUAGGUUUACAGCGGUGUGAAUUAAUUGAUUAAAGAGCCGGAGGCGGCAGGAACCUGUCGAUCAUAUUGAUCUGAGAUGUACUACUAUCGCUAUGAGAACGCUGAGGUCAGCUGCUGCUACAAGUACCUGAUGUUCAGCUACAACAUCAUCUUCUGGCUGGCUGGAGCCGCCUUCAUCGCGGCAGGGUUCUGGGCUUGGAGUGAGAAGGGAAUCCUGUUAGACCUGACCCAGGUGACCCGGCUGCACGGUUUCGACCCGGUCUGGCUGGUCCUGGCGGUCGGCGGCAUCACCUUCACUCUGGGUUUUGCGGGCUGCGUGGGAGCUCUGAGAGAAAACAUCUGUCUGCUGAAGUUUUUUUCAGGCGUCAUCGGCCUGAUCUUCUUCCUGGAGCUGACGGCGGCGGUGCUGGCCGUGGUUUUUCAGAGUCAGGUCCGACAAUGGCUCAACGAGUUCUUCCUGCAGAACAUCAGAGGCUACAGAGACGACAUCGACCUGCAGAACCUCAUCGACUCUCUGCAGAAGAUGAACCACUGCUGCGGGGCUCAGGGCCCAGUUGACUGGGAUCUGAAUGUGUACUUCAGCUGUAACGGGACUCAUCGCAGCAGAGAGAAGUGUGGGGUUCCGUUUUCCUGCUGCACCACUGAUCCUGGCGAGUUGGUGGUGAACACUCAGUGUGGCUACGAUGUGAGGAACAGACAACCGAGAGAGUGGGAGGAACAUAUCUACACGAAAGGGUGCAUUCCAGCUCUGGAAGACUGGUUACCAGGAAAUCUUUACACUGUGGCUAUCGUGUUCAUCGUCAUCUCCCUGCUGCAGAUGGUGGGGAUCUACCUGGCCAAGACUCUGAUCGCCGACAUCCACAAGGUCAAAUUCAGGCACUGACAUAUCCACCUGCAGGGGUUCGGAGCUCAUACCAGGUGUCAUUGGACCACGUUUCCUCAGACGUGCCUUCUCUUCACCCCAUCAGUGCAUUCUUCGUCCACUGAUAUGGUUGCUAUGGUAACCGAAAAGCGUGGCCUCUGUUUGUUUCAGAAUGUUGAUUUAUGUUGUUUUAUUGUGUAUAUACACCAGACUGCCUUCACUUUUCCUGUCGUUCACAUUAAGUCCUGUUUAUCAAACCGCUGUGGCCUGAUUGGCCGUUUACUGCUCAGUGCCUCUUCAUCAUCAUCAUCAGAUUAAGUCAGGUGUUUUUCUGCUUUAGUUUUGUUUAACAUUACUAACUCAAAGUUUUUUCCCUCCAAUAAUCAGUUAAUCAUCAAACUGCUGCAGUUUGAAAAAAAAAAAGAAAUAAAAAACUGAACAGAUCAAUCCU
Molecule: messenger RNA, 1383 nt
Organism: Melanotaenia boesemani (Boeseman's rainbowfish)
Lineage: Eukaryota; Metazoa; Chordata; Actinopteri; Atheriniformes; Melanotaeniidae
Gene: tspan14
Product: tetraspanin 14
Exons: 9
Coding region: 147-953 (268 amino acids)
Biological process (GO): protein maturation; protein localization to plasma membrane; regulation of vascular endothelial growth factor signaling pathway
Cellular component (GO): membrane
Source: RefSeq, a predicted model, not a curated record